This is a messenger RNA of Scylla paramamosain (green mud crab), 1015 nucleotides long. RefSeq names its product C-type lectin BPL-like. Lineage: Eukaryota; Metazoa; Arthropoda; Malacostraca; Decapoda; Portunidae. The transcript is spliced from 4 exons. The record is from RefSeq and is a predicted model, not a curated record. Bases 74 to 568 code for a protein of 164 amino acids.
CCAUACGGUGAGCAUGAGAGAAAGCUCAGCCUAGUAUAUAUGCGUUAGGGGAAAAGCUCCGUGAGCCAGUCAGAUGGAAGACAGGAAGAUGAUAACAUUUCUGGUGGUGGUGUGGGUAGCAGCCCUCAUGACCGCUACUUCUGCCACGAAAGUUUCUUGUAAUGGCGGAUUCGUCCUCAUCGGUGGCACCACCUGCAUUAAAGUCUUCGAGGAGAUUAAGACAUGGGAAGAAGCAAGAGAUGCCUGUAAAUCUACAGAAAAUUUUGACACUGGUUCCCCACACUUAGCCCGCAUUAAUGACUGUUCACUAUUAUCCAGCUUGUUCUCUUACGUCCGUUAUCAACUGCGUUUAAACGCAGACCUUUGGCUGGGAGGAUCCGACUCCGUAAAAGAGGGUGAAUGGCGGUGGGAAAAUGAUGAGCUUGUACCAGUAGGAAUUCCAUUCUGGCACCCGCUUCAACCUGACGGAGGCCCUCAGGAAAACUUCCUUGUAUUCGCUCAUAAUGGCUUCUUCGCAGAUGGACACAAGGACAGGAAAUACGGCUAUAUUUGCCAGUAUCAGAGUUAAGUAGUGGGGGCGACGAAAUGAGAUGACGAUGUUGUUGCUCCUGUUAGACGAAAAUGAAAAAAAAAGUGAAAAUCUCAGGAUGCAUACGAAAACAAAAUACAACAUAAAGUAAGACAAAUUAUAAAUGGAGACCUGACCACACCAAGAUAGGGUCUACGCAUUGAUGUUAGGCUUGAUGCUUCUGAACAUAGAAUACUUACGUAUUACUUUUAUUGCUCUUGUGAAAAAAAAAAAAUAAAUAAAUAAAUAGAUACAUAAUUCUAAUCAUGAAAGAUGACGGAAGAAUUGUUAUCGAGGAAAUGCGAUGAGCCUGUCGCCACACGUGUGGCGACUUGGGGGUGAUGAACAUCUGUGAUGCACCUUACAGAGUUGUUUCGUGGGCCCAUGAUGCAUUUAUUUUAUUGCGUUCAUUGCGUGCUCUUGGGUGGGAAAUAAAACAUGAUUUAU